Molecule: messenger RNA, 12631 nt
Organism: Ictalurus punctatus (channel catfish)
Lineage: Eukaryota; Metazoa; Chordata; Actinopteri; Siluriformes; Ictaluridae
Gene: ankrd52b
Product: ankyrin repeat domain 52b
Exons: 29
Coding region: 99-3251 (1050 amino acids)
Molecular function (GO): protein binding
Source: RefSeq, a predicted model, not a curated record
CCCCACUCUUCAUGGAGCUGGAACAGGUGUUUAAGCCAGACUGAUACUGGGGAGAGGGAGAGAGAGAGAGUGAGAGAGAGAGAGAGAGAGAGAGAGAGAUGGGGAUUUUAAACAUCACACAGCAGACCCCGCUAGUCCAGGCGAUAUUCAGCCGAAAUGUAGAAGAGGUGAAGUUUUUAUUGCACAAGAAAGAAGAUGUCAAUGCACUGGACCAAGAUCUUCGUUCCCCUCUGCAUGCUGCUGCUUUUUUGGGUGACGUUCGCAUCAUGGACCUUCUCAUCAAGUCAGGUGCUCGUGUUAACGCCAAGGACCAAGCAGGUCUGACGCCGCUGCAUCGGGCCGCAGCUUCCAGGAACGACAGGGCGGUGGCGUUGCUGCUGAGUCAGGGGUCAGAGGUCGAGUCCAGGAGUCGGUUUGGCACUCAGACGCCACUUCACGUUGCUGCCUCUAACCGAGCGCUGAGGUGCGCUGAAGCUCUGCUGCCUCUCAUGAGCAGCGUGGAUGUCGCAGAUCGGAACGGAAGAACAGCUCUGCACCACGCGGCCUACAGCGGAGACACAGAGAUGGUGAGGUUGCUUCUGAACAAAGGUGCCGACCCGAGCGCGAGGGAUAAUAAGCAGCGAGGGCCUCUGCACUGGGCCGCUUACUUCGGAUAUUUGGAGAUCGUGAAGCUUUUGCUGUCCUGCAGUGCCGACGUGGCGUGCAGAGAUAAACAGGGUUACACACCUCUCCACGUAGCUGCUAUCAGCGGCCACAUCGACGUUGUCAAGCACCUGCUCCGCCUCGGCGCCGAGAUGGACGAGGUGAAUGCGUUUGGGAACACAUCUCUGCACAUGGCGUGUUAUAACGGUCAGGAGGCUGUGGCUAAUGAGCUAGUGAACCGCGGCGCUAACGUUAACCAGACUAAUGCCAGAGGCUUCACGCCACUUCACCUGGCCGCCGUGUCUACGAACGGAGCGCUGUGUCUCGAGCUGCUCGUCAACAACGGUGCCGAAGUCAACAUGCAGACUAAGGAGGGGACGAGCCCUUUGCACAUGGCCGCCGUUCACGGCCGCUUCACUCGAUCCCAAAUCCUUAUUCAAAAUGGUGGGGAUAUAGACUGUGUGGAUAAUUAUGGCAAUACUCCUCUUCACAUUGCUGCUAAGCACGGCCAUGAGCUGCUCAUCAGCACGCUGAUGACUAACGGUGCUGACACAGCCAGACAGGGGAUUCAUGGGAUGUUUCCGCUGCAUUUGGCCGUGCUCUACGGGUUUGCAGACUGCUGUCGAAAGUUGCUCUCCUCAGGCCAGCUGUACAGUAUUGUUUCGUCACUGAGUAAUGAACACGUUCUGUCUGCGGGGUUCGAUAUAAACAACCCGGACAGUCUGGGGAGGACCUGUUUACACGCUGCUGCCUCGGGAGGAAACGUGGAAUGUCUUAACUUGCUGUUGAGCAGCGGUGCUGACUUGACCAAGGCGGACAUAAUGGGAAGAACUCCGCUGCACUAUGCGGCAGCUAAUGGGACAUACCAGUGCACUGUAGCUUUAGUGAGCUCCGGAGCCAAGGUGAACGAGCUCGACCUGAACGGAUGCAGCCCUCUGCACUGCGCUGCUGCCUCACACACCUUCCGCAGAACUGAUGCUGACGAUCAUCAGAGUGACAUUCGAGAUAAAGAGGCUCUGCUAUGUUUGGAGUAUCUGCUGGAUAACGGAGCUGAUCCAGGACUCAGAGACACUAAAGGCUUCAGUCCAGUUCACUAUGCAGCCGCCUACGGCAACAAACACAACCUGGAACUGCUCUUAGAAAUGUCCUUUAACUGUGUCGGAGACGUGGAGAGCAGUUUCCCCGUCAGCCCUUUGCACUUAGCUGUGUGCAAUGGUCAGUGCGAAGCUGUGCAGCUCCUCUCGGAGACGUUAAUGUGUGUGGAUGUCCGGGAUGGCGCUGGACACACGCCUCUGUACCUGGCUGCUCGGAAAGGCUCCGUGUCUUCUGUGGAGGUUCUUCUGUCGCACGGAGCCUCGUGUUGCAUCCGAGAACACACCGGAAAACGGACACCGCUUCAUGUAGCAGCUGCCAGAGGACACACUGACUGUUUGUACGCGCUGUUGAGCCGAGCGGACAGAGAUGACCUCAUCGACCUCGCAGACGGACAGGGACAGACGGCUCUGAUCUUGGCUACACUGGGCGGUCACGUCGACUGCGUCCACAUGCUACUCGAGAGAGGAAGUAAACCCGACACAGGGGACAGACGCAGUCGCACUGCACUACACAGAGCGGCGGUGUUGGGCAGCUUGGAGUGUGCGUCGGCAUUGUUAGAUCAUUCAGCCUCCCCGCUGUGUCGGGACGUUCGGGGGCGGAGCUCUCUGCACUUUGCUGCCUCGUGUGGUCACACCAAGCUCCUGCAGCUCCUCCUCAUCGCCACGGCUCAGACCGACCCUCUGGACUCUUUACUGGACUACAGCAGAUACACACCUGCUCACUGGGCUGCUUACCACGGGCACAAGGACUGUUUGGAAAUUUUACUUGAAUAUAAACCAUUAAGUAUCCAGGAAGGGAAUUCCUUCACCCCUCUGCACUGUGCACUAAUGAAAGGCCAUGAUGCUGCUGCUGAGCUGCUGGUAAAAACAAUGGGCACCGAAAUCAUCAACCUCAGAGACGCCAAAGGAAGAACUACACUGCAUGCAGCUGCUUAUUCAGAGAAAGUGUCCGGGUUGCAGCUGGCUCUUUUCUGGGGGUCAGAGGUCAACUUGGUGGAUUAUGAAGGACGUUCGGCUCUGAUGGUGGCUGCUGAGAAUGGCCAAACAUGUGCUGUUGAAGUCCUCCUUCAGCAGGCCAAAGCAGAUCUGUCACUCCUGGACAUCAACAACAACACAGCACUACACCUGGCCUGCAACAGAAGUCAUGAGAUGUGUGCGCUGCUGAUUCUGGCUGAGAUCGACGAUCCUUCCCUCAUCAACGCUACAAACAGUGCACUACAGACGCCGCUCCACCUUGCAGCGCGGAACGGUCUGGCCACCGUGGUUGAGGUGCUCCUGAGUCGAGGUGCUACUGUACUGGCUGUAGAUGAAGAAGGUUGCACUCCGGCGUUGGCGUGCGCGCCGAACAAAGACGUGGCCGAGUGUCUGGCGCUGAUCCUCUCCACCAUGAAGCCUUUUCCUAUUAAAGAUGCCGGCAUCAGCGUGUUAAAGCACUGCAGCAUCGCUGCCAACCAUCAUCCUUUACCAAACGGCUACGCCAAGGAGCGCCAUGGCACCGUAGGGCUUGACAGCUGAGACACACACACACACACACAUGCCUUUCUCACACCUCUAUACCAUCUAUAUAACCUACAGCCAUGUUACAAAGCCAGGAAUGUACCACUGUAUAUGUGGGGGUGGGGGGAGUAAAUUUCAGUGAACAGACCUGUGCAUAUGCAAAUAUUUGCUCCUUUUCACCUCAGCACCAUGAAGACAGCAUUUAAUUUGAUCGUUUUUAAAAUUUAUUUAUUUAGAUCAUGGGAAGGAUGCAAGAAUCUGUGUCUUCUCUGUUGAGAUAUUUUUUUUUUUUACCUGAGAUGGUAGAAUGAAGGUUGUCUACACAUUUCUACAAACACAAUUCUAAAGUCGCAGCCAUGACUGGGUGUCUCUUCGUUACGUCAUCUGCAUCACAUCAGACCUUCACCUUGAAUAUUUUAUUCGAAUAAAAUAAAAUAAAAAAACAAAACAAAACGAAACAAGACAAAAGUCUGGUGUGAGGUCUGGCAAACAAUUUGAGAGACCAUAGUUCCACCCUCUCAUUUGCUAUUGGCUCGCGCAUCCGACAUUUACAUAUUAAAGGGUUUAGAUUAUUAAUCUUGACGUAAAGCAAACUCAUAUUUUCUCCAGGGAUAAUUUAUUCCGUUCGAUGUCUGAUUGAAAUGCUGAUAACUGCGACUUCAGAAGGUUAAUGACUUUAAUUUGUUAAUUUUUUUAUUUCCUGAAUAUCUCUAAUGUUUUAGUGAAGUUCAGUGCCUCUGCUAAUGACGAGUGUGUCCUUACUGUCCGUUACACUCUUUUCUUUUUCUUUUUUUUUUAUUCUCAUUAAUUUAAAUGUUAAUCUCCUGCAAUUCUCCUAAUGAAAUGAGAGGAAAACAUCAACACACACACAUGCGCACACACACACACUCUCUCUCUGUGCAUCAGGUUCAAAUGGCUUCAUUCUUUAUUUAUAUACUUGUUAAUGCCUUGGUUUGCACUUUUAUUUUCCUCCAGAAGAUACCUGAAGUGUUUGUGAAGUAGGGCUGGCCCGAACAGCAUUUUACAGGAUUCGUGCUCACAAAGUAAAAAAAAAAUAUAUAUAUAUUUAUGUGUUUAUAUAAUUAGACAUAAUUACGUUCGUGUCUGCAGUUCAACAUAUAUCCAAUAGGGGGCGUAUACGAUGUAUUAAUAGUGUGUAUAUACAUACAGUACGUGUGACAGCACAAAUGAACUGAAGUCACACCGGGAGAUGUUUUUUUAAAUUAUUAUUUAUUAAUUUAUUUAUAUUAUUGCACAAACAUCAAUAACGUGAGCAUAAACAAAUAAUAAGUGAGACGCUGCGUCCGACGGUACGAUAUAUAAAGCUGUUGUUUGGCUAAAAACAUAUCAACAAACACUUGUUUACUUUCAGCGAACUUUAUGGCUACGAGAGUUGUACAGUUUCAGUAGCUGUCCAACAGAGACAGUUUUUCUCCCUAUGGCGUUUUUAAGCGAUAAUGCACUGGAUUUGGUUUAAAAAAAAUACUUUUAUAUGACUUAUUUGCUUGUAUUAGAUUAUCUGAGAUUCAGGGAUACGUAUCAACACGCUCGUGUGUGAUGUCUUUGGUCAUUAGUUACGGUUAUAUUUCUAAGUAGCACUAAAUAGAGGAACGAAUACCUGUAAAAGCGUCAUGAGCGAAUACCAGAGUGUUGGACUAUUUGGGCCAGCCCCGGUGUGAAGGUUUUCAGUCACUUGUGACUUUCUGUCAAAUACGACACACUACGUGGUUUUUUGUGUUUCAGGAUCGCUGCUAUAAUUACGCUGCCUUCGUCGAUUUCUCUUUGUUUUUGUUUAUUGUUUUGUUUUGAUCUUGUUUGUUUACGAGCAAUAAUCAUCCGAGCGAUUGCACAUUACCUCGUAACAGCUUUUCUGAAUACUGGCGCAGAAAAACUGGAAUAUUUGCACAGAGGACGGAGAAAACGUUUGCACACGGCGGUAGUCAAGUGUAUGUAAAAAUAAGACAAAUCGUAUAUUCAUAGUGUGCGCGUUCCGGUUAUAGAACAGAAGUGGUAAAGAGAAAAUAUAUAUAUUUUUAAACACCCAAGGGACAACUCCAUGCUGACGGUAUAAAUGAUAACUGUUCUACGAUCUUCAGAGUAACGAGCUUCUUUAAAGGGGUUUAUCAUCCUAGAUUAACAUCAUCUACAAAAAAAGAUGCUUAUAAAGUAAACUCCUGCCUUUUAGUCUUCGAACAUCACCUGAAUCAAGCCUUGAACUUCCUGUACGCACUAUUGCAUUGCAUUACACCACCUACACACAACGGUGUGUGUUUAGAAAGAAAAAAAACAUUCACACCAAGGCUUGAACCGUGACCCUCACACACACACACACACACACACACAUAUACUUGCCAUGUGACCUUCCACUCCCAGGUCACUGCUGAUUUACACCUGUAAAUAUAUAGACAUUUAAAUAUACCAGUGCUACAGCAGCAGUGGUGGUGUCGUGGGGUGUGUUGUCAUCAUUUGUGUGGGUCAAACCCCCAAAAAAGCCAGGUUUCUUUUCAUCAUUUGUUAAAUUCACACACACUUUUUUAUUUUAUUUUAUUUGGAAGGAAGUUACCUGGGUAGGCAGCAUAAAGAUAACGUUUUUUUGACGUCUUAAACAAGGAAGUCCAACAAUUCUGAAUCCGACGGUUCGGAUUCAUUACAGCCCGGUCGAUGUGCGUUAAGGCCUGAACAUUGUCGCUCAUACACACUUUAAGGAGUUAAACACAUCAUUAAGUGCAUGCACAAUAUGUUUAAAAUAAUCUGAUAAUCUAAUUCACGUGGAAUAAAAUCUAUCGAUCAGCGUGAUAUAGCUAACAUGAUUGAAAUAUAGUUAUUAUUUUGGACGACACUGGAGACUGUGCGUGUGUGCAAACGUUUAACGGUUACAACAAUGGACAGUACACAAGCGAGUUGUGAAAAUACCAUAUUGAAAAUGUUUACGUUUCUGGGGUUUGUGUGUGUGUGUGUGUUUUUUUUACUCCCCGUAAUUCUUGGGACGAUGCAUUACUCCUCCUUGAUUAGGGUUAGGAAUAUUAUGUAUACUCAGCUAUGUGCAAUAACACACAUAUUUAUAUAAAUACCUCAUAAAGGUAGCAAAGCCAGUGUGUGUGUGUAUUUGUCAUAAUGUAGAACUUGAAUGUGUGUAUAUGUGUACACAGACAUAUAUCUUAACACCAGGAGUCUCACAUAUAUUCCUGAACGAUGGAUUCCCAGCAGCACGGAGACUCUGAGAUUUACACUAAACGUCACGGCGGAAUAUUUCACUCAGCUGGUCUAAAGACGAUAAACAAAUACGACGUGUUAUGAUUAAAGUGUUCCACCAAAUUUCAAACAAGCACGAGAACCAUGUUGAUUUAAGUAUUUUUUUUUUUUUUUUUUACAUUUUAUUGAAAAUUAUCAGCCAAGUAGUGUUCUUUAGAUCAUUUGCCUUGCAUUAUUUAGCUGUUCUGUAUUUUUGUUUUGCCUUGAAGUAUUUUAUGAAGUAUUUUAAUUGAAUCUUCGACAAUCUGUAUUUAAAGGGCUUUUAAUAUGAACGUUACAAGUAUGUGUUCACGUAUUUGAGUGUGUGUGUGCUUUGGUGUUUUUUCCUCUCAUUACAGUACGAAUGAAUGCUCCUACAACAUACUACACUCAUUUAAAUACUCAAGGGCUUCUCAGAAACCGACGCCAUCUUUUCUUUAUCUGUGUUUCAAAAACACACACUGUGUUCUACACACUACACUUUGGAGUCUAAAUCAAACUGAAGUUUUGCACUAAAUGGGAAAAUCUUUUUUUUUUUUUGGAAUUCAGAACAGAAGGAAAGCACAUUUUAGUAAAAGAUAAAAACAUCAGCUGAACAAGAUACUAGACACUAGCUAACUGUAGCUACUAGCUAUCUAGACAGUAACUUUUCCCAUUUCAACAAAUUCAGUUCAUUUUUUAAUCAUUAAUUUGUUCCAAUCUGUUCGUCCUCAUCUGCUUUCUGUGGUUUGGGUUUUUCCACCUGGAAAGAUACGAGCACUUCAUGAGCGCUGCUUCUUUGUGAUUCUCGUAAAUGAGUUAACUAAUCUAGCUGCCUAAAUUGAAUUACGAUUCUUUCCGCACCACUAGGGGGCGUGGUUAUAGCAAAACACAGCCCUUUGAUGAAAAAAAUAGAAUCCCCCCCCACAGGAUGCUCUGCUGGCUCCGCCCCUUUCCCCGCUACCUAAAGCUACACAAUAAAAGCAUUCAGCCUUCUAAGCUUUAUUUAUCAGCGUGUUUUAAUAGUAAUGUGUAAUACUUUCUACAAUACACGCCACUGCACUAUUUUUUACUCCUUUAUAUUCAGCUCAUUAUACCUCAACUUCACACACACCAAGGAAAAAAUAAUCAGUACUUAUACGGUAGCUAAUGCGUUGAUGCUCUGUAGAACGCUAACAUGGCACAUGACGAAACGAGUGGGUGUGUUAAACAGUUAAAUAAAGUUCAAAGCUGCUGUAUCGUCUAUAAAUAUCACGUAUCAUGUUUUUUAAAAUGUAUUUGUUUUUUGUUUCUGUUGCUUUAAGCAGAAUUUAUUUUUGUGAGUGUGUAUAAUUAUACAAAAGAUCAUUUUAAGGCAUAUUUUAAGCAUUUGUAAUUAACACCUAUGCUGAAAGUUGGUGAUGGACUGAGGAUGAGUGAAAUGGGUAAAAAUACUACACCAUUUUGUCCAGAAGUUUUAUAAUUGUAAAUAUUUCAUGAACUGUCUAAUUACUCCUUACAGUAAUUAAAAGAUUUAUAAAAUCACAGACACCUGACGAGGACGAUUCAAGUGUAUCAUGAUGAUACUGUAUCACAUUAUCGCGAAAUCGUAUCAUUGUAUCGCCUCGCCCCAAACUUUUACUCCAGCAAACAUUUGAAAAUGAGAACGUUGAUUUGAUUUGAUGGCCAUUUAUUUAUUUAUUUAUUUAUUUAUUCUGGUGCACUUUUUUCGAAAGAAAUAAAGAGUUACUUGUAGGGCCGGGCGAUAUAUUGAUAUAAUAUCGAUAUCGUGAUAAAUGAUUGCGCGAUACACUUUUCUGAGAUAUCAUCGGUACGGUGAUGUAUUUUUUAAAGUUUGUAAUAGUAAACGGUACUGAACGGAUGUCGGAGGUUUUACGUUUUUUUUUUUUUUUUUUACACGUAAUCUUUGUCUUUAUACACAUUAAAGUAUCGUCAAACUCGGUUUAGCAUUUUUUGGUUUAUUAUAUUGCUGUUUUGCAGACAGUUUGUUAGCUAAAUUAUAUAUCGUGAUAUGCAUGGUAUAUCGUAGAAACUUCCUGGAGUACUCUACCAACUCAUGACUGAUGGUGGAUUUUAGUUUAAUCGAUGGCUUGUGGUUGUUUAAUGUGGCCUCAAAUUCCUUGAACUCAUCUUCGGAGUAAGUCCAUACUCCCCAGAUAGAAUCUAGAUAUCUAAAAUAGUGAAGGGGCUGUUUGGGGCAUCCGGCUAAGGCUGAAGCCUCCCAUUCUGUCAUAAAAAUGUUGGUGUAGGCUGGGGAAAACGUCUUGCCAAGUGCCGUGCCUUUGAUUUGUAGAAGAAAUUCCCCGUUAAACUCAACGCGUUAAUAUAUUUUUUCACAUACAGGAUUUGGGUUAUGUCUUUGACCAUGGGUACAGUGUCUAAGUAGAUAGGUUUGUCCAAUUUUCUGUAAUAUUUGGGGUCGUUCAAUUGUUUGGAUCCCUCCCAUAAAUAUUGUUCCUGGUCCAAUAUUAUGAUUGAACUCCCUUUGUUUGCAGGUUUCAUGACAAUCUGUUUAUUGUGCUGUAGUUGUUUAAGAGCGUCAGUUUCCUCUAGGGUAAGGUUUGGCUGUUCCUGGGACAGUCUAAAACAUUUUUAAAAACGUUUUAGAUCCGUUUCAAAUAAUGUGCGUUCUGUGGGUAGUUUGUCUGCAGGUGGGGUCCAUUCAGAUUUGGGUGUGAAUGGAGAGGGAUUUGAAUCUGUGUCGUUUAGGAAAUAAGCUGCCAAUUUGAGUCUCCUGUGGUACUGUUGUAGGUCGAAUCCUGUUUGUAUUUCAUGUUAUUUUCUGCCCGUUCUGCCCGAUGGAAUAAAUGUCAGACCCUUGUCGAGCAGGCUUUUUGUCCUAUCGCCCAGCCCCUGGUUACUUUGUGGAUUUCGUUGCCCGUUAGUGUGAAUGCAGGGACAGAUUUAAAUAACUCUAGUUCUCUUAGACGUAGAAGUCGGCAUCAAGCCUUUAAUAUGGCCGGCGUCUGAGUAAAACCGAUCAACCAGCCAUGUAGCAACCUUAAACUGUUAGAGAUACGUGUUACUGAGUGAUGUUUUGUGUUAUCAAGUUCGCACACAGCUACAUGUCGAUAAUCACGGUACUCUGUUAAAUCCUAGUCAGAUUUGAGAUCCUCUAAAAAGGAUUUUAGAGAGUUCAGUGAGUUGCAGAAGUUGUUUUUCCACCCGGUGAUACAAGUUAUUAUUUCGUGUUAGAGAAGAUCAGCGGACGUCUGUCGUUCUACUGAAAGACGUUGGAUUUGGAUCUGUAGCGGCUCCUUUGCUCGCGCCUCCUGAUUCCCGUUUAAAAGAUUUUUUUUUUGAAUUUGGAAAUUGCCUAAUUUUAUCUAACAAGCAAUAAAGUCAGGUAACAAAUAAUGAUGUAAAUACUGAAGGGGGGGGGGGGGGGGGGGGGGUUAGUGACAUCUGUAUGACUGUUUUCACACUCAGCCACAGAGUGAUGUUAUUUAUAAGAGUCCUACAAUAAUACAGAAAAGUGCUGAACAGCGUCAAACGUUCGACGUCCCGACCAAUCAGGUGACAGUUUAGAAGCGAGUGUUAGGAGCUGCUUCCUUCUUUCCCAUAUCAGUAAAAAAAAUGUAAAUAAAUUUCUGCCCAAUUCCUAAAGCAAUUAUUUAUUAACGUGUGCUUUUUUCUUUCUAUCUUUAACCUGUCAAUACGUGUGCGUGUGCUGAAUUAUUCAAAGAGGUCAGAGAGAAGACAGAUCUUAACCGUGUUUUUAUAACUGUCCGUGUGUGUGAAUGAAUAACAGGAGUUUCAUGGAUGCAGUAGUACAGUGUAGUCUGAGGCGUGGUUGUACGGUGUACACGUGACCUUGCACUGCCUUUAACGAGUUGCCAAGAGAAAAAAAACAGCAAAGGUGUGGUGACGGAUUAAAAAGCAGAAGGUGGGUGGAUUUGUACGUUUCCACCGAGCCACAUCAUACGGAAACGUCAAAAGUGUGUGCCACACUUUCUGAAACUGGCUGAAAUUUGCACUAAAACAGGAAGUUGCGUGAUUAAUAAAAUAAUGUCUCAUUAUUGAGAUGUGUAUUUCUGGUCGCUUUGUUGUUUUUCCUCUUUGCACGGUGGGACAUGUUUAGAUUUUUCUCUCUUUAUUCGUAAUUAUUCCCGGUGUAGUACCGUAAAGUAAUAACGUAGGCAUGUGUCGAUAAUUAGUUAAUACGGUUUGUGUGAAUAUCAAUGAGGGAAAAAAGAGCAAAUGAAUUCAGCAGACUUUUUAUGUCUAUUCAAUAUCAAUAGGAAACCCAUAUACAGUAUGACCGUUGCUAUGGCAACAUCUCAGAGAGCGUAAUUCAUGCUGCCUGUUUCUACGAAUAUUUACCCCACCGCUUUCAUCCGUGGAGCUGGAGGCGGGGCUUUACUGAGCUCUGUUUCUGACUGGUGCGUCGGUUUUCAAAGCGCUCCACCAAUCACAGAGCUUUCGGAUCUGCGUCAUUAAUUAAUUAACCAAUUACUGAAAUAAGUUAAAAAAUUCAGCAAGAAAAGACAUUGUGCUACAUGAAUCAGGAUACAACACAUCUGCGUUUUUGCUAAGCACACAAGCACGUAAAUAGAGACGGUUAUUUAUUUCAGCAGCUACUUCAGUGUUUCAUGUCAGAAUCAUUAUUUCAAAGAGAGGAAGAAACACAGCUCCCCUGUUUAUUUUUUUAAAUAUAGUAAACAGUUUGAAAUACUUUGAAAAAGAUACUUUGACAUAGAAAGUUUACAAAUGAAAACGUGUCCCUUAAAUACUUUAUUUCUGAAGGAUAAACUGUCAGUACUGGAUUUUGUAAGUUAUUUUGGGAAAAAUCCCACAUUUACCUCUAUGGACAUUUUGUGUCCCCCUAUACUUGAAGAGUUAGUUUAAGGCAAUAACACUUCUUGUUUUGUAUUUUGGAUCAAAUUUAUUUGUAAUUUGCCUUAGAAGUAAAAACGUAGAUGCAAAUAUCGACUGAGAAGCUGAAAACAGCCAAUUGUAAGGCUCGGUACCACCCCCAAGGGAGCACAGCCAAUCGUAAGAUAAAUAAAGACGUGUUCUAGCAUCAGAUUAUUUUGCUGCACUUUCACACUUAGUCCAGUACCGAGUCUAAAUCAGAACUAAACUGAUUUUUUAUUGGUUUAGUGUAGGGCUGAAAACGUCCUCAUAAAUCUUUUCCAUUUUUUGUUCAGAAGUACAGCAAUAGAAAAAAAUAUAAACAAACCUUUACAAAUGAAGUGCAUGUAGAACUCACAAAACUCACCCGAGCACGGAGAACAUGGAGAACACAGAGCCGGAGCUUAAAUAGACGAUGAGAUAAUUACGUAAAUAAUGAGUUUCAAAAACUUUGUGUGUCACAUCCGCAGUGUUUAUUGUCUCUGUUUUGUUCGUAAGUCCAAAUCUCCAGGAGGAGAACACACCAGGGUUCUGUUGAAACUCACUUCACACUGACUCACUUCACACUGACUCACUACACACUCAUUUCACACUGACUCACUUCACACUGACUCACUACACACUCAUUUCACACUGACUCACUACACAAUCACUUCACACUGACUCACUACACACUGACUCACUACACAAUCACUUCACACUGACUCACUACACACUGACUCACUUCACACUGACUCACUACACACUGACUCACUUCGUACUCACUUCACACUGACUCACUACCCAAUCACUUCACACUGACUCACUUCACAAUCACUUUACACUGACUCACUUCACAAUGACUCACUACACAACACAAUCACUUCACACUCCCUUUACACUGACUCAUUUCACACUCACUUUACACUGACUCAUUUUACACCGAGUCACUUCACGCUCACUUUACUCUGAACGAUAAAAUUGGACUUAGAAUUCUGGUGAUGUUUUGUUUAUCUAGUUGGAAAAAUGUAUUUUAAAUGUAGGCUGUAAUUUUACACAGCCUCACACACACACACACACACACACACACACACACACACACACACACACACACACACACACACAGAGCCAUCCUUCAGCUCAUUCAUGAAACUUGCUGUUGAUUUGUGUGUGCUGAUCGCAGGAACCAAGAUGUGUUUGGAAAGUGUGAUAUAAAUGAAAUAACUCUGUUAUUAACCUGCAGACUUCUUUUUUUUUUUAACCGCAGCAUUAAUGUUUGUUUUUAUACCGUCUGAUGUAGACGAUGACUUUUUUCUGUGGCUUGGAACUGAUUUAAAUAAACAGCGGAUGCUUAA